GCAGCCCCGCAGGUGUCCCGCGGCCCGGGCGCGCACCGCAGGAAAGGAACCACAGCCACGGGGAUCCCGGGAGCCGUUUCCUUUGUCACGCUGCGGCAUGCACGAGAGACAGUCAGAGAGAGAGAGAGCCAGCUAGCCAGUUGAACAGAAGAACCUUAAAUCCCACCUGCAACCAUGUAUGGUGGGUUUAAUAUAUGGGCUAUAACCCCAGAGGAGAGAGGGAAACAUGAUAAACAGUUUGACUCUCUCACUCCCACGCUGGGAUAUGUGUCAGGAGAUCAAGCACGCAACUUCUUUCUGCAGUCUGGACUUCCUGCUUCAGUACUAGCAGAGAUCUGGGCACUGGCGGACACAGGAGGCGAUGGUAGGAUGGACAGAUUAGAGUUCUCUAUCGCCAUGAAGCUCAUUAAACUCCAGCUCCAAGGCCACCCCCUCCCAUCCUCUCUGCCAACCAUCAUGAAGCAGACGCCAGCCCCUGCGAUGACGUCAUCGGCACGCUUCGGUAUGGGGUCAAUGCCAAACCUGUCUGCCAUGCCAACGAUGCCGAUAAGGACACCUAUGCCCCUCGGCUCCUCUGUGAACUCCGUGAUCUCUCUGACCUCUAUGACCUCUAUGACCUCUCUGACCUCUAUGACCUCUCUGCCAGCUGUGCUGCCUGCUCCACUGAUCCCUGACUCCUUCAGUACGCCAGCCUUACCCACCGGCACUGGGACUGCUCUCACUACUACACCAGCACCCCCACCUUCUACAUGUUUGAGUAAAUCUCACUCUCUCCUGGAUCUGGCAUCCAGCAGCUCCAACUCCUCCUCUACCACCUCCUUGGCGAGUAACUCUCCCAAAACCAGCGCGUCUGAUUGGGCGGUGCCUCAGUCGUCCCGCCUCAAAUACCGCCAGCAGUUCAACGGCCUGGACAAGCUGAUGAGCGGAUAUCUGUCAGGUCCUCAGGUUAGAAAUGCCCUAAGUGGUUCUAACCUCACACAGACUCAACUCGCCACGAUAUGGACUCUAGCAGAUGUAGAUGGAGACGGUCAGCUGCGAGCGGAGGAGUUUGUUCUAGCUAUGCAUCUGGUGGACAUGGCUAAGACAGGCCAGCCCUUACCGCUCACCCUCCCUAUUGACCUUGUGCCCCCAUCCUUCAGAACUGGGAAGUCUUGUGACCUGCUAAAUGGCACUGUUCCCACAGUCAGCACUGAACUCAUUGAACUAGAACUUCAACAGAAAAAUAAGAGCAACGUAUCGUUCGAGGACAGGCUGAAGGAGAACUUUCAGAGGGGCAGCGCCGAGCUGCAGAAACGCCGCCUGGCGCUGCAGGAGGACCAGGAGAGGGAGCAGGAGAGGAGGCGCGAGGAGGAGAGGAGGCAGCGUAGGGAGCAGGAGGAGCAGGAGCGGCGGGAGAGGGAGGCACGUGAGGCUGCCCUACUCAGGCAGAGGGAGGCGGAGAGGAGGAGAGAGGAGGAGCGGCUGAAGGAGCUCGAGAGGCAGGAGGCCGAGGAGCGGCGGAGGCGCGCAGAGCAGGAGGAGAACAUGCGCCGGAGACUGCAGGCUCAGAGGGAGGCGCAGCAGGAGGAACUUGAAGGACUCGCCAGCAGGAAGAGGAGUCUGGAGAUGGAGCUGGAGGCUGUGGGCAACAAGCACAAGCAUAUCUCUGACUGUCUCCGGGAUGCCCAGAGCAAGAGGCGUGUCCAGAGGGCGGAGUUAGACCUCGUCAACCAGAUGAGGGACAGUCGCAUCGCAGACAUCAACUCUCUGCAGCUGCAGUUUGAGGACGUUCAGCGGCAGCUCAGCAGUCUGACUCCCGAGAGGAAGAGGCUGACAGGAAAACUGAGAGCACUCAAGCAGGCGGACACGAACCGUGCCACGGCCAGCGACGUGAAGACCAGCAUACGCGAGAGAGACGUGACCUGCAGGAAGCUGAAGGAGCAGCUGGAUUCCCUGGAGAGGGAGACAACCGGCAAGCUCUCGGAGAUGGAACGCUACAGCCAGGACGUGAAGUUAGCAGAGAUGGACGACUUGACGCUGCAAGGGCUCCUCUCUUUGCUGGGCUGCCUAACCCAUCUCUUCCGUCUAAUAAAGGAGCUGAGGGAGCGGCAGGGGCAGCAGCAGGCUGUGCUGGAGCAGCUCAGCAGGGUGAAGGCAGAGAAGCUGAAAGAGCUGCAGAGGCGCAGGCUAGAGGAGGAGGAGAGGAGAGAAGAAGAGACAGCCAGACAGGCCAAGCUGGACCAGGAACAGCUGCAGAAGGCGGAGGCAGAGCGUCAGAGGAAGCUGUUGGAGGAGCGGGAGGCCAAACUCAGAGAGGAGCAGCAACUCCAGGCCCAGGCUCUGCUCCGCGAGGCCCAGGAGGAGGCCGCCCAGCAGGACAGGGAGGAGAAGAGGAGGGCGGAGGAGAGAGAGAGGGAGAGAGAGAAGGAGAAGAAGGAGGAGAAGGAGGAGAGGCAUGAACGAAGGAUGAGACCUGUGAACAGUGCAAGCACUGAUCUGCAGUCACAGCUGUCUGCACUGUUCAGCCGCAAAGCCACGGGAGCAGGUGUGCCACCUGAUGUCCAGGAAAAGAGUGUCAACCUAAUCACCUACCGAGCUCUGUACCCCUUCACCGCCCGCAACGCUGACGAGCUCUCGCUGAAGGCAGACUGCCUGAUCCUGGUGAAUGAGUCCCCCAUCAGGGAGCCAGGCUGGCUGUAUGGCAGUUACUGUGGUAACAGCGGCUGGUUUCCAGAGAGCUACGCAGAGAGGACCAGUGAAGACGACCCUCCAGCAGUGCCCGCGCACGUCACAGCGCCUUCUGCUGGCCACUCCAGGAUCCCGAGGGUGGAUAUAGAAGGACCAACACCCACACACACUCCUGCACUCACACACACGCAGCACACACAGGCGCGGGCUCUCUGUACUUGGACUGCUACCACCGAGAGCCACCUGGGCUUCAGUAAGGAUGACAUCAUCACGGUCGUGGAGCAGCAAGACAGCUGGUGGUUUGGGGAACUGCAGGGCAGGCGAGGAUGGUUCCCCCAAACCUUCGUCUCCCUGGUGACCACCAACACACACUCAGAGCCUUUGUAUUCAACUGUUGAUGAGUUGGACCUGCCAGAUCCUGGACUGCUUGAAGAGUACGUGGCACUGUACACCUAUGAGAGCCCAGAGACUGGAGAUUUGGCAUUCCAGGCUGAGGAUGUGGUCCUGGUGAUGGAACGAGACGGGGAGUGGUGGAGAGGCUGUAUCGGAGACCAGGCUGGACUCUUCCCAUCGAACUACGUCAAGCCCAAAGACUCCGACGCUGGCAGACUCAGCGCUUCUUGUCGUAAGACAGAGGUCGCCCAGGUAACCACAGCCUGCGUUGCCACGGCGGCAGAGCAGUUGAGCGUGAGCCCUGGUCAGCUGAUCGUGGUUCUCCAUAAGAACUCGUGUGGCUGGUGGCUGGGGGAACUGCAGGCUCGGGGGAAGAAGCGACAGAAGGGAUGGUUUCACUCCUCGAACGUUAAACUGCUAGAGCCCAACACUGGCAAAACGACUCCAGCACCGCAGCCAUUGUGUCAGGUCAUUGCCAUGUACGACUACAAAGCGGCCAACGGAGAUGAAAUGAGCUUCCUGAAAGGUCAGCUGAUCAACGUCCUCAACAAGGAUGAUUCUGAUUGGUGGAAAGGAGAGGUUAAUGGGAUCACAGGACUCUUCCCAACCAAUUACGUGAAGAUGACCACAGAAUCCGACCCCAGCCAGCAAUGGUGUGCAGAUUUGCUGAGCUUAGACUCUAUGAAUCCAGAGGAGAGGAAGAGACAAGGUUACAUCCAUGAACUCAUCCAGACAGAGCAGACAUAUGUACAGGACCUAGAGCUGGUGAUGGAGGUGUUCUAUAAACCAAUGGCAGAGUCAGGCUGGCUGACUGAGGCUGAGAUGUGUGUUAUCUUUGUGAACUGGAGAGAGCUGAUCAUGUGCAAUACCAAACUGCUCAAGGCCCUACACGUGCGUAAGAAGGCGGGAGGAGAGCGAAUGCCCGUGCAGGUGAUCGGUGACGUCCUGUCGUCCGAGCUGCCUCACAUGCAGGCUUACGUGCACUUCUGCAGCUGCCAACUCAACGGCGCCGCCCUUCUGCAGCGGAGGACCGACGCCUCCGACGACUUCAAGCUCUUCCUGAAGAAGCUCGCCACUAAUCACCUGUGCAGGGGUAUGCCUCUGUGUAGCUUCCUACUCAAACCCAUGCAGAGGAUCACACGCUACCCGCUCCUGAUCAGAAACAUUUUGGAGAACACUCCUGCCGGCCACUUGGACCAGGCCAACCUGCGGGAGGCACUAGAGAGAGCUGAGGAUCUGUGCUUGCAGGUCAACGAGGGUGUGAGGCAGAAGGAGAACUCGGACCGGCUGGAGUGGCUCCAGAACCACGUGCAGUGUGAGGGGGUCAUCGAGUACCUGGUCUUUAACUCCCUGACCAACUGCCUGGGUCCUCGGAAGCUCCUGCACAGCGGCCGUGUCUGGAAGACCAAGAGCAGCAGGGAGCUGUGGGUCUUCCUCUUCAGUGACUUCCUCCUGCUCACUCAAACCUCCAAGCAGCUGGUGUCCAGCAGUGACAGGCUCUUCAGUCCCACGUCCAGCGCAGUCUACAAGCUCUACAAACUGCCUUUGUUCCUGAAUGAAGUAUUAGUUAAAAUGCCAUCUGACCCAUCCAGUGAUGACCCAAUAUUCCACAUCUCACACAUUGACCGCGUAUACACACUCAAAGCUGACAGCAUCAAUGAGAGGACCACAUGGGUUCAGCGAAUCAAAGCAGCUUCAGAACAUUUCAUUGAGACGGAGAAACUGAAGAGGGAGAAGGCGUACCAAGCUCGGUCGCAGAAAACAAGUGGAAUUGGACGUUUAUUAGUAACAGUACAGGAAGCCAUUGAGCUGAAACCCUGCAAGCCUAACGGGAAGAGUGCUCCCUACUGCGAGUUGUCCAUGGGCGCCCAGUGCUACACCUCUCGGCCUCACAGACACGCCGUCAACCCCAAGUGGAACUUCAGUUGUCACUUCUUCAUCAAGGACGUGUACCAGGACGUCCUGUGCCUCACGGUCUUUGAACGGGACCGGUUCUCCCCUGACGACUUUCUCGGCCGCACCGAGGUUCCCGUGGCGACCAUAAAGAAGGAGCAGGACCGACACGGGCCGUUGGUGCAACGGCUGCUGCUCCACGAGGUCCCGACGGGAGAGGUCAGAGUUCGCCUCGAUCUCCAGCUCUAUGAACAGGCGCUUCCCCUCUGACCUUCGGACUUCGUUCCGCCACGUUCGGCCCCUCAGCUCCGGACCGAGGUGACUUUCCGCGAUACGCCGUCCUGGAAUUCUGACACGUUUGUUCGCAAUGUUUCCGAACUUCGCCUCAGACGUCUACACAACUCUUCCCAAAAACUGGUGUGUGCUAGUCGUAGCAAAAAAUCUUUUUUUUCGCAUUGAUGCAAAAGUCGCAGUUAAUUUUAAAAAGACUGAGUGCAUGCAGACAACUGCAGUUUAGGAUUCAUAUGAGCUCAUGUGCUAAUGUGAUGCAAGUGAGAUAGAAAAUAAAAUAAAAUCUGUCACCACUUGGCUGUUGUGAGCCUUUAUGUUUUGAAACUCUUCCUCCUGUGGUCUUCGCCGGAGUGUUUAAACUGUAAUUAUUUGUUUAGCAGUUACAGUGUAUGC
Electrophorus electricus (electric eel) is the source of this 5637-nucleotide messenger RNA. RefSeq names its product intersectin-2-like. Gene Ontology annotation, biological process: intracellular signal transduction; positive regulation of Rho protein signal transduction. NCBI's taxonomy places the organism in Eukaryota, Metazoa, Chordata, Actinopteri, Gymnotiformes, Gymnotidae. Gene Ontology annotation, molecular function: protein binding; calcium ion binding; guanyl-nucleotide exchange factor activity. The record is from RefSeq and is a predicted model, not a curated record.